AAAUCCGUCAGAACAUGGUGGCCUCACGAACCGCAUCGCUUGCAGGCUCUCUCCUGCUCACUGCCGCCAACAUUCUGAUCCCGCUGUCGAUUCUCGUCUUUGGCACUGGCUUCUUCCCGUAUAAGCCGUUUCUCCCCGGACUGGCCGAGUUUGAGCCUCUCGAAUAUGGACCUCCGCCCAAGGCCCCCUUUGAUAGACUUGUAUUCAUGGUAGUUGAUGCCUUGCGGAGUCCGUAUAGCCUCAUUCGAGAUGGCGGCGCCGUUCCGUUCACCGCAAACGCUCGGUCUCCGACGGUGACGAUGCCUAGAAUCAAGGCCAUCACCACUGGAUCCAUCCCCUCCUUUGUCGACCUGAUUCUCAACUUUGACGAAGCCGACACCUCUUCCACGUUGGCCGCCCAAGACACCUGGUUGUCCCAGCUCAAGGCCAAAGACACGGGCAAGCUGCUCAUGUACGGCGAUGAUACGUGGCUCAAGCUGUUCCCCGAGACGUUUGACCGGCACGACGGGACCUCUAGCUUCUUCGUCGCAGACUUUACAGAGGUGGACAACAACGUGACCCGGCACAUUCAUCAUGAGCUCGAAAGGGACGACUGGAGCUUAAUGGUUCUCCAUUACCUUGGCCUCGAUCACAUUGGCCACAAAUCGGGACCCCGAAGCGCGCACAUGCCAGCCAAGCAGCGUGAAAUGGAUGGCAUCAUCCACCAGCUGUAUGAAGCGCUAGAAACCAAGAGCCACCUGCAGUCAACGCUGCUUGUGCUCUGCGGUGAUCACGGCAUGAACGAUGCAGGGAACCACGGGGCGUCAUCCCCUGGAGAAACGUCGCCCGCCUUGGUCUUCCUGGCGCCCAAGCUCAAGGAGAUAUCGUCCGGAUACGCAGCCCCUGAGCGGCCCAAGAGCGAGUAUGACUACUAUUCCAUGGUUGAGCAGUCUGAUAUCUCGCCCACUCUCGCCGCGCUUUUGGGGUUUCCCAUUUCAAAGAACAACCUGGGCGCCUUUAUUCCGGAAUUCCUGCCCUUUUGGCCCAGCUCGAGCGACAAGGUGCAGAUUCUCAUCCGCAACGCUAGACAGAUUCUCAACGUCGUCACGGCGGCAUUUGGAGGCGAGCUCUUUGACGCGCGGGCUGCCACCGACCCGUGCGCUUCCAUGGCCACGGACGUUGAUGAGUUGGCCUGCGAAUGGCGGAGCAUCAGUUUGGACGCGGCCUCACAGGCCGAUGCUGCAGUCGUUGACCAGGCGUGGCUGUCAGCGACGUCUGCAUGGAUCCGCAAGGCCCAGGACCUGAUGAGCAGCAUGGCAUCCAACUAUGACUUGUCGAGACUGGCUCUCGGCCAGGCUUUGGCUGUCGCUGCCGUCGCUGCGAGUCUUGUCGUCUUGGGCUUGCAAGGCUUCCAGCAGGCAGGUUUUCCCUUGCCGCUGUUUAUGCUUGCGGCGUCCUACGGGCCAAUGAUGUUUGCCAGCAGCUACGUGGAAGAGGAGCAUCACUUUUGGUACUGGACAUGCACUCUAUGGCUGGCUUACCUCGGUAUUCGAGAGGUUGCAAAAUCCUCGCGCCUCUCCUCGAUAGCAAGUCAUGUAGCGUCCUUGGCUGCCCUCAGACUCAUCCGAAGCUGGAACCAGACCGGCCAAAAGUAUGCUGGCGAGCCGGACACUGUCAAAACUUUCCUCAUCCCCCAUCCCGAGCUCCUCUGGGCCCUCAUCACCUUGGCGUACGUCGUGGUGAAUUUCCAGACGCUCCAGAGCCUGUCUGGUAUGCCUUACGUCCUGGCUACUUCAUUGCUGCCAGCUCUCUUCUUGGCGACAUUUACCUUUAAGCUGGCGUUUACUGCCGAGGAUGCUCCCGAGCUGGUUGUGGGAUUUGCUCGCAGCCUACUGGACAUUUUCCAGGGCCCGACCCUCAUCCUGCGAGCAAGGAUCGUCUUUGGGCUGCUCGCAGCCUUGAUGGGAUUCGCCGUAUACCGAGCAAAGUCUGGAGGGCCUCGAGCCGCUCAAUCAUCCGCCGAGCUCUCCCACCAUCUAUGCACCCUCCUCGCCAUGACCCAGUCCCGCGCCACCAACAUCCCCCUGUUCCUCCUCUCCAGCAUCAUCCUGCAGGCCCUCCAAUCCGCCAACCUCUCCGUCGCCGAAAUCACCACGUCCUCCAUCAUGCUCCAGCACACGACCUUCUUCGCCUUCGGGGGCUCCAACGCAAUCUCCUCCGUCGACCUCUCCAGCGCGUACAACGGCAUCAGCGGCUUCAACGUCGUCGCCGUCGGCGUCCUGACCCUCGUCAGCAACUGGGCCGGCCCCCUCUUCUGGACGUCGGCGACGAAUCUGCUUCUCCUGCAGAACCGCCACCAGAACCAGCGACAGCCACAGCACACGACGACGGCGACCAUGACCAAGGCGUACCGCAGCCACGUCGUCCUGCUCACCGUCUUCGCGUCGACGAGCGUGGCGUUUGUCAUGGCGGCGUGCACGGCGCUGAGGACGCACUUGUUCAUCUGGACCGUGUUUUCGCCCAAGUACCUGUACGCCAUGGCGUGGAGUCUGGGGCAGCAUUUGUUGGUCAAUGUUGCCUUUGGGGGCUUUUUGUUUUGGCUGGGUGCAUGA
Trichoderma citrinoviride is the source of this 2591-nucleotide messenger RNA. Its product is annotated as alkaline phosphatase-like protein. Bases 15 to 2591 code for a protein of 858 amino acids. Gene Ontology annotation, biological process: GPI anchor biosynthetic process. The transcript is spliced from 5 exons. NCBI's taxonomy places the organism in Eukaryota, Fungi, Ascomycota, Sordariomycetes, Hypocreales, Hypocreaceae. The record is from RefSeq and is a predicted model, not a curated record. Gene Ontology annotation, cellular component: endoplasmic reticulum membrane.